AUGGCACGACCAACGGAUCAACAACCGAUAACUCCUUUACCAAAGAAACAGCUGUUCAUCCUGUGCUGUUGCCGUUUUACGGAACCAAUUGCAUUCACAAAUAUAUUACCCUUCUUAUACUUUAUGGUUGAGGAUUUCAAGUUAACGGACGACCCAAAGAAGAUUGGGUACUUUGUCGGAUACAUAGCUAGCUCAUUUGCUCUAUGUCAGUUUUUCACAGGACUUCCGUGGGGCUUUCUAAGCGACAGAAUCGGCAGGAGACCUGUGAUCCUUACUGGCCUCUUUGGCACAAUGACGAGUUCACUGCUUUUCGGUCUCAGUACUUCGUUCACUUGGGCGAUCUUGAGUCGUUCCUUAUGCGGAAUUCUUAAUGGAAAUGUAGGCGUUAUCAAGAGUAUGUUGGCCGAAAUAACUGAUGAAACGAAUCAAGCCACGGCCUUUUCAUUUUUGCCGUUUUUGUAUGGCAUCGGCAUAAUUAUUGGUCCUAUGUUGGGCGGAUUUCUUGCAAAACCUGUGGAACAGUACCCUGGAAUAUUUGGAAAUUGUCCCUUUCUAAAAAAAUACCCCUACUUUCUACCAUGUUUCGUGGCUUCGUUGAUUUGUCUCUUUGGAUUAAUAAUUGGAUUUUUCUUCCUUGAAGAGACGCUUGAAUCAAAGAAGAAACAAAAAUCAAAAUCAACUCUAUUCGAGCGCUCUGAUGCAGUAGAUAAGGAAGAACGCGCUCCUCUUCUUCCUAAAGAUGACCCGCCUCCUGAAAAUCCACCAUUCCGCGACAUUCUCUGUAGGCCAGUCUUGGUGACGGUCCUAAGCUACGUGCUCUUGGCUCUGCAAACGAUAAUGUACGAUGGUAUCUACCAUCUCUGGUGUGCGACUCCCGUCAAGUUUGGUGGACUUGGAUUUAGUACUAAAGAAAUUGGAAUAUCUCUGAGUUGUGCUGGGGGAUUUACUUUGUUCUGGCAGUUAUUCGUGUAUCCUAAAACACAGCGAAGAUUCGGAACAUUGAAUGGCUAUAAAGCUGCAUUAAGUGGAUAUAUACUAGUAUAUUUCUUCCAGCCAUUUGUUAACGUUGUUGCAAAGAAAAUUGAAGAGGGAGCGAUAACAAGUGGAUGGUUAUGGCCGGUUCUAUUGAUAUUCGUCUUUGGAAACAGGAUUUGUUGUGUUACAGCGUUUACUAGUUCUAUGAUUUUGGUGACUAAUGUAGCCCCAUCCAAAGCUCAACUGGGAAGUGUCCACGGUUUGACUCAGACAAUGGGUUCAGGCGUGCGUGCGCUUGGCCCCGCAUCAGCCGGCACACUCUUUGCAUUGUCUAUCCAGUCUUCGUUUGGGUUUCCAUUCGACAAGCAUUUUGUAUGGACAAUAUUAACUGUGGUUGCUCUAGUGUGUCGAUUAGAGUCGAAUCUGUUGAGAGACCCAAAGGCCAAAAAUAGCGGACAAGUGGUUAAGGUCGAUGAGGGACAUAAGAAAGGUCUAUAA
Paraglomus brasilianum is the source of this 1473-nucleotide messenger RNA. NCBI's taxonomy places the organism in Eukaryota, Fungi, Glomeromycota, Glomeromycetes, Paraglomerales, Paraglomeraceae. The record is from the annotation of a GenBank genome assembly.